UACGGCCGGUCGCGUGCGUGCGUGUUCUGCAAAGCGGGGGGUUGGUUCUACAAAGUGCAAUAUCGGUCGUCCAAAAGUUCUGGCCUCCGUAUUGAUGUUCCAGGAGUGACACUCACACGUGGUGCUGCUGCAGCCUAGAGUUAGGAGAUAUUCAAAAUGGCACAUUUUAGCACGAGGCGGCUUCUUUUGUCCCUACUGGCCCUGGAGGUCACGCUACUGCAGACUGGGCUGGCCCAGAACCGAAUCAACCGACAGAGAGGUAAUAUUUUGAAAAAUUUAACCCUCACGCACGAGUACGAAAAUCACAUUGUAACGAGCCAGCUGGACGCUUCGAUGCCAAUCCGGAUGUUCUACCGGGGCUUCCGAGAGGUGUACAACCGGCUGCUGGGACCAACCGGGGACCGCGUUCGGGGGGCCUUUCUGCAGCCUCACGUAAUGCCAAAUGUCCCAUUUCCGUGCGAAACCGAGGGCUAUCGAAGCGAGCGCGUUCCGACCAGCGUGCACCAACUCCGGCCCGGGGACAUCGAUAUAAUCUCGGCCGUGGGGGAUUCGCUGACCAGCGCCACGGCCGCAAACUCCGUGGCCCUGUGGGAGCUGCUAAUCGAAAACCGAGGGCUGGCCUGGUGCAUUGGUGGACAGGGCACGUGGAGGACGCACCUUACGCUGCCCAACAUCCUGAAGGAGUUCAAUCCGAAACUGUUUGGAUACUCUUUGUUCGACUCGUACAAUGUGCACCACUCGGCGCAGUUCAACGUGGCGGAGAAUAUUGCCACCACGACCGAUAUGCCGUACAACGCGGCCAAGCUGGUGGCCCGGAUGAAGCUCGAUCCCAGAGUACAAUGGAACAAACACUGGAAGCUGCUAACAUUCAUGAUUGGCGGUAACGAUUUCUGCUCGGACGUUUGUUACCAAACAAACGCUACCGAAUGGAUCAACCAAGCACAGGAGAAGUCUCUGAUCAAAACCUUAAAGUACCUGAGGCACAAUAUGCCACGAACAAUCGUCAACCUCGUCCCCUCACCCCUCAUCAACCUGUCGUUCUCGAUGGACAAAGCGCCCCAGCUUCCCUUUUCCUGCUACCUGUCCCGCCCGAUCGAAUGUUCCUGCCUGUUCGGGCCGAAAUACUCCAACCGGCGGAACCUGUUCCGCCAACUGGAACGCAACUUUGUCAAGAUCAUGGAACGCGUCAGCUACAUGCCCGAGUUCCACAGCGAAGACUUCACCGUGGUGUAUCAACCGUUUUUCAAGGACGCCAGUGUGUUUUACCGGAGGGACGGCAAGUCCGACAUGUCGGUCAUGUCGAUCGACUGCGUUCAUCUGAGUCAGAAAGGACACGCCGUGUCGGCGAACGGGCUGUGGAACAACAUGCUGGAACCGACGGGGGGCAAGACGCUUGGUUUUAGGGGGUUGUUUGAGCAGUUCAAGUGUCCGACUCCGCAGAAUCCUUACAUUAGGACGUAUUAUAAUAGUUGAGGGUUUUGGGGAGAAAUUAAACAGUUGGGCAUUUUUUGUAAUUUUUAAUAACAACGUUUUUUUAUGUUUUAUUUUUUAACAAUUGUUGAUGAGCGUUUGAUGAAGGAUUUCGGAGAGGCGCAUGAAUAAAUUAUUUACACAAAUCGUA
This is a messenger RNA of Culex pipiens pallens (northern house mosquito), 1621 nucleotides long. Its product is annotated as phospholipase B1, membrane-associated-like. Bases 157 to 1473 code for a protein of 438 amino acids. The transcript is spliced from 5 exons. The record is from RefSeq and is a predicted model, not a curated record. Gene Ontology annotation, molecular function: glycerophospholipase activity. NCBI's taxonomy places the organism in Eukaryota, Metazoa, Arthropoda, Insecta, Diptera, Culicidae. Gene Ontology annotation, biological process: phospholipid metabolic process.